Bolinopsis microptera is the source of this 1525-nucleotide messenger RNA. RefSeq names its product allatostatin-A receptor-like. The transcript is spliced from 7 exons. Gene Ontology annotation, cellular component: membrane. The record is from RefSeq and is a predicted model, not a curated record. Bases 34 to 1059 code for a protein of 341 amino acids. NCBI's taxonomy places the organism in Eukaryota, Metazoa, Ctenophora, Tentaculata, Lobata, Bolinopsidae. Gene Ontology annotation, biological process: G protein-coupled receptor signaling pathway. Gene Ontology annotation, molecular function: G protein-coupled receptor activity.
AGCAAGAAUAAAUAUUUGAUAGUUUGUUAGUUUAUGGGAUAUAAUGUGGAGGAUACCCCGUGCUUAGAUCAGAACGUGACAUGUACUUUCAGUUUAGUUAACGGAGGCAUCUUGACAAGUGUGGGGAUCAUUGGUACUUUUCUUAGCGCUUUUACAAUUUACGCUCUUAUUCGUCAUGUCAAGCUGCCCUACUGCCAGAAUUUGUUCAUCCUGAACGUGGCAGUCAGUGAUGUUUUGAUCGCUAUGCUUGGAAUUAUCCGAGGUCUUGGGAUUUUAUCUCCCCGAUUUAUUGGAUAUGACGUGGAAACUGGGACACAGAAUCAGUGGUGCUCCGCUUAUACUUUCAUUGGAAACACUCUUUGGAUGUCAGCAAUACCAGUACUGAUACCUCUAACAGUAGAUAGAUUUGUGGCUCUAGUAUUUCCUAUGAGAUAUAAAUCGUUCAUGACAAAGACAAAUUGUAAGAUUAUGGUCGCGUUGACAUGGACAGUCCUAAUUCCUAUCGUCAUUAUCGACAUCGUAACUCUCUCCAAUAAAUCUAACGAGCUGCUAUAUCAAACGACAUACCACAGAUGUGUAUUCGAAAAUGAUUUAUCUUGGAAAAAGUCCGUAUACGUUUUAUUUCCAUUCAUAGUAAUAAUCAUUAUGUACAUAACGAUGGUGUUCUUUGUCAACAAAGCGAAGUUGGAGACAAAAAAACUGCUUAUCAUUUCAACUGCGAUAAUAAUAACUGGACUGAUAACUAACAUACCAGAUCAGUUACUCAUUAAUUUCAAGGUGACUAUGAGCUACGAAGUUUCGCAAGUACUUGCUUUAACAUUUUGGUACACUAACUCCAUCUGGAAUCCUAUCAUAUAUUUCUGUAGCAACAAACGAACUCAACAAAAUUUAGCAGCGACACCAGUGGGUAAGAAGAUCUCAGUAGCCUCAGGAAACAUAGCACGAAGAAUAAGCUCUGUUACAGACUCCAAAAUGUUUGACAGUUCAUUAUUUUCCAAUGAGAUAGCAAUUGGGACAAUUCAAGAAACAGAUGAACGUGUAAGUGAAGCGAACUUUUGAUUCCUUGCCAACUUUUCUUCAGAAUUAUUACCCCAAGAGAGAUCCGCAAACCUUGCCUUUCGCUCGUUUUUAAAUAUAACUUUAUGAGAGAAAUAAGCUGAUUUUUCAAACUUUACUAUCUAGGAAUGUUUUUACAUAUGAAAGUGCAUGAUUUUGGUAACUUCAUACAAAUAUUUGUUCAUAAAAUCUGAACUGUUUAAAAAGUCCAUAAUCUUGGUAUUUCAACACUAAGUCUCGCUUGAAUGACUUGAAUGACUUGAAUGUACAUCUUUGUUGGGUAAUUUUAAUGUCGAAGCGUGUAAUAAAUGUUAGAAUUUAUUUAUUUAUUUAUUAUACAUUUUUAUCACAUCCAGACCUGUUAGAAUUUCUACCUGUAAAUUUAACAUACAUUAUGGAUAACAGCUAAUCUAUUAAGAUUAUUGCACGACUUGCCAGUUGCUUUUAUCUGUAUUAAGUUGACCGAUUU